UGGGGAAUUCCCAGUACGCUUGUGUGUCUGUGUGAAGAAUUGAUACUGUGUAUAUCUUUUCAGCACUUUAUAGCUCACACACAUUCAGUAGACCUAAGAGAAGAAGGGUGAUCGGAGAUAUGGAUGCGCAUCUCCUCCCAAUGCACAGGGACCCCCACCUACUGGGAGAGCCCUGUGUUCAGAUCUUUGAGCAGCCAAAACAGAGAGGCAUGCGCUUCAGGUACAAAUGCGAGGGCCGUUCAGCAGGCAGCAUUCCCGGAGAAAAAAGCUCUGACAAUAAUCGGACGUAUCCCAGCAUUCAGAUUCUGAAUUUUUCCGGUAAAGGAAAAGUACGUGUUUCCUUGGUGACCAAAAGCGAACCAUACAAACCACAUCCCCAUGACCUGGUGGGUAAAGACUGCAAGGAUGGUUAUUAUGAAGCUGAAUUCGGACCUGAACGCCGAGCUAUUGCUUUCCAAAACCUGGGCAUCCAGUGUGUACGGAGGAGAGAAGUGAGGGAUGCAAUAAUGCAGAGGAUUGCACGAUGCAUCAAUCCUUUCAAAGUUCCCCGGGAACAGCUGCUGCAAACUGAGGAGUACGACCUAAACGUGGUUCGUCUAUGCUUCCAAGUUUACCUGCAAGAUGAGACUGGAAUGUAUAACACCAUGCUGCCUCCCAUUGUCUCCAACCCCAUCUAUGACAAUAGAGCACCAAACACAGCUGAGCUGAGAAUCUGCCGAGUAAACAAGAACAGUGGCAGUGUAAAGGGAGGAGAUGAGAUCUUCCUCCUCUGCGAUAAAGUACAAAAAGAUGACAUUGAGGUGAGGUUCUUCACUCCAACCUGGGAGGCCAAAGGUUCCUUCUCUCAGGCAGAUGUACACAGGCAAGUGGCCAUCGUGUUUAAGACGCCCCCUUACUUUGAUACCAGCAUCACAGCUCCGGUCACAGUGCGCAUGCAGCUGCGACGUCCCACGGACCAGGAGGUCAGUGAGCCCAUGGAGUUCAGAUACCUGCCCGAUGACAAAGAUCCCUAUGGCUGUCAAGAGAAGAAGCGCAAAAUUGAAAGCCUGAUGAAAUCUUUCCCCAGCUUCUCCCAAGGAGCUAUGAGCUCGAUAAACAGACCAAAAGCAGUGCCUUCAUCCAACAUGAUGAGUCACAGAAUCAAAACCGAACCACAAAAUUAUCGUCUGCCCAACCAUGGUGUGCCGAGACAAAAUCCAUCUGGCUAUUAUAGCAAAGUCCCUCAGUCCCGCCCCAUGAUGCCACCUCUAUCAGAAAUUCCAUCUCAAGAGACACUCAACCAAGCAUGGACCAGCCAAGUCUUAAACAACGCCAGUAACGGGGUGACCCUACAACAGGUAAACCCAAGUCCUAAUAUGACCAGCACAGGGGAAAGUGGAAACAGCCUCCCCCUUUUAACCUCUUUGGAUCUGGAUAUGGAGUUUCUUCAGAGCAAUGGCCAAACAGCCAGCCAGCCUCGACAGGAGCAACCGAGCCAGCAGCUCCAGCCAGCCCAACAGGCACCCCCAAGACGAGAGCCUCUGCAGGGAAUAGAUGCAUCCCAUACUUGGUUCAAUAGCUUUGGCUUCCAACAGUCUCAAAACACACAGAAUGGGGCAGCGGCCACAGGCGGGUCAUUGGGAGUGGGCUACAACAUAGAUGAUGAGUUUCUGCAAAAUCUAAUGGGCAGCCAUCAGCAAGGCCACCACUUGAAACAGGAGUCUCAAAGUCCUAGCAACAUGGCUAUGCUGGGUUCAGCCUGCACCAUGUCCUCUGACUGUAACCAGUCCUUCACCGCUCUGCUGAACUGCCCCAACACCAAUGGAAGCAGCCAGGAGGCCAUGAGGCAAAUGGAAACCAGUGGUCAAAGUCAGAGGGGAUCACAGGGGCUCUACCCCACCAGUGGCAUGGGGCAGGACAGUCACCUUGAUGCUUUAAACUGGCCAUACUGAGUUAUACAUCUGCAUCUGUUCAAGAUUAAUGUAAUAUAAUAUCUACAUGUUGACUAAGUGGCAAUGUGUAAGGUUAGAGGCAACGUGAAUAGGAGCAUGGUUUUAAUCUAGGCUCGGAUUCAUGUUUACUGAAUGUAUUUUAUUUUUUUUAUUUUUUUUGAAAAGCAGGUAGGCUCAUUGUCCUAAUAUGAGACUAAGAUGCUGAUGAUCAUGUUUGAAAAGUUUGGGAAAAUGUGUCCACAAAUUCUCAAGAAUAUCAAAGUAGAUGUGUUCCUUAAAGUGGGAACUUGCAGGGGUUUUUCCCCGGGUAAUGGCUAUGUCAUUUUAUACAUGCUUCUUAUCCAAGGUUCUCAAACAUACUGUUUUCAGUCUUUCAUUGCUAAACUAAUAUAAAUGUUUUAUUUUUGAUUUACUCUAUUGAACAUACACUUGUUAUGAUUGUAAAACUGCUUUUAUAUGUCUUUAUAUGUUGUUAAUGUUUUGUAUUUUUAUAAAAUUUAAAUGUAUACUACUGAACUGCAUAUGUUUUGUUUCUGAGAUGAUUUAUGGAAAAAGAAACAUUUUAUGUAGGUGAAACAUUUUUCAUUCAUUUUGUUAAUAGGUGUAAAAAGGCCUCAACAUUUGUUUGAAUUAAUCAGCUAUUUUAUAACUGUUUCUGCUUUACAUUCUAAAGUUCAGGUCAAUAAAAUAAUAAACUCAA
This is a messenger RNA of Paramisgurnus dabryanus, 2631 nucleotides long. RefSeq names its product v-rel avian reticuloendotheliosis viral oncogene homolog (gene rel). Lineage: Eukaryota; Metazoa; Chordata; Actinopteri; Cypriniformes; Cobitidae. Gene Ontology annotation, molecular function: RNA polymerase II cis-regulatory region sequence-specific DNA binding; DNA-binding transcription factor activity, RNA polymerase II-specific. The record is from RefSeq and is a predicted model, not a curated record. Gene Ontology annotation, cellular component: nucleus; cytoplasm. Gene Ontology annotation, biological process: canonical NF-kappaB signal transduction; inflammatory response; innate immune response.